CAACCUGCGGUCCUUGUCAGCUCGCUUGCUGGUCACGUCACCGCUUGCCCAUCAUGUCGAAUGCCGAGGAGCUGCUGAGAGAUUUUGAAGACGACGAUGAGGAUCUUCAGAUGGACGAUGGCCUCGAGGGGGAGGGCGAGGGGGUGGAUGAGGAGCAGCUGGCACAGGGCCCCGAGGUCACCAAUGAGUUUGAUGUCGCUUUGUCGACCGCCGACGAACUGACCCGCCUACACAAAGUGCUGCGCGACCACUAUUCGAUCCGAUUUCCUGAAUUAGAAACCCUCGUGACCACUCCUAUCGACUACGCGAAAACCGUUGCUAUUUUGAAGAAUGGCCCGCUCAACGAUAUCAAGGCCCUGUCGACCUCGCCGGACAACAUGGUUGGCGUGCCGCUGAGAUCGAUACUGGAUGGCCCAUCCUUGAUGGUUGUUGCGGUGGAGGGUACGACUACCCGCGGUCGGGAGAUGGCGGACUCCGAAUUGAAGAUGGUCCUCGAUACCUGCGAGCGGAUUUUGACGCUGGAUCGCGAACGGACGGCGCUUACGGAGAGCAUUCAGUCACGGAUGAGCCAGAUCGCUCCCAACUUGGCGGCCUUGAUUGGGCCGGAGACGGCCGCGCAGUUCUUGAACCAGACAGGAGGUCUGCUCGAACUGGCGAAAAUACCCGCGUGCAAUCUGGCUGCACAGGGCUCGAAGAGAUCGGAGGGAUUGGGCUUUGCUACGAAUAUCGGUAUCCGGUCUCAGGGCUUCCUCUACAAUUCACCGAUCAUCCAGGGCGUCCCGAAUGAUCUCAAGCGUCAGGCCAUUCGUAUCGUCUCCGCUAAAAUGGUCCUUGCUACUCGAGCGGAUGUCUCUAAAUACAGUCCCGAUGGUUCGUUGGGUGAAGACUUGAAACAGCAGUGUUUCCAGCGACUAGAGAAGCUCACGGAACCCGCGCCGAACUCGGGCGCGAAGGCACUUCCGGCCCCGGAUGACAAGCCGUCCCGCAAGCGCGGUGGAAGACGGGCUAGAAAGGCCAAGGAAGCAGUCGCUAUGACGGAGCUCCGCAAGGCGCAGAAUCGGGUUGCUUUUGGUAGGGAGGAGGCAGAAGUUGGUUAUGGUGCUGGAGAGGGAACAGUCGGACUGGGAAUGCUUGGUCAACAGGACGAUGGGCGCAUUCGUGCGACCCAGAUUGACCAGAGAACCCGGGCGAAGCUCAGCAAGAACAACAAGGGCUGGGGCAACGCAACUCCCGUCAGUGGCACUUCUACCUCUCUCCGCGCAUUCGGCUCUGGUGCCAGUGGGACGGCGAGUGUGCUUCACGCCAAAGGUCUGCGGACUUCGGGCAUUGGCACUUCCCUGGGAGGGUCUGCGGGCACUGCCAGUACUAUCGCUUUCACGCCUGUGCAAGGCCUGGAGCUUGUUGACCCCAAGGUGCAAGCGGAAUUGAGUCGGAAGCGCAAGGCGGAAGAAGACCGAUGGUUCAAGUCCGGCACUUUCACUCAAGUCGGUGGCCAGAGCAGCACCGCGCCCCAGGGGGGAAGUGGAGGCUUUAAGGUUCCGGCUUUGCCUCCGAAGAAAAAGGUUGAUACAGGCGAUGGCAAGAUGGCGCCGCCACCGCCGCCGAUGAAGCAGUAACGGGGCGGCUGUCUGUUUUCAGGGUUACGAGCAUUCACAAGGCGUUAUAACCGGAUUUUGCAUGAUACCAUCAAGAACUGUAUGAUAGGAAUAAAUCAAAAAUACCAGUGUCUA
Messenger RNA from Aspergillus sclerotioniger CBS 115572, 1730 nucleotides. Its product is annotated as U4/U6-U5 snRNP complex subunit PRP31. The transcript has a single exon. The coding region runs from base 54 to 1616 and encodes 520 amino acids. Gene Ontology annotation, biological process: mRNA splicing, via spliceosome; spliceosomal tri-snRNP complex assembly. The record is from RefSeq and is a predicted model, not a curated record. Gene Ontology annotation, cellular component: precatalytic spliceosome; U4 snRNP; U4/U6 x U5 tri-snRNP complex. NCBI's taxonomy places the organism in Eukaryota, Fungi, Ascomycota, Eurotiomycetes, Eurotiales, Aspergillaceae.